Messenger RNA from Lontra canadensis (Northern American river otter), 2528 nucleotides. It is a transcript of the gene GABRA2, whose product is annotated as gamma-aminobutyric acid type A receptor subunit alpha2. The record is from RefSeq and is a predicted model, not a curated record. Gene Ontology annotation, molecular function: benzodiazepine receptor activity; GABA-A receptor activity; inhibitory extracellular ligand-gated monoatomic ion channel activity. The coding region runs from base 485 to 2020 and encodes 511 amino acids. Gene Ontology annotation, biological process: synaptic transmission, GABAergic; signal transduction; gamma-aminobutyric acid signaling pathway. The transcript is spliced from 11 exons. Lineage: Eukaryota; Metazoa; Chordata; Mammalia; Carnivora; Mustelidae. Gene Ontology annotation, cellular component: synapse; GABA-A receptor complex; neuron projection.
GAGCUUGCCGCCGCCGGGGGCUGUGCCGCUGCAGGUGCCCAACGCGGGGCGGGUUGUUACCCCGGAUCCGGGCGGGUGUGGGGGUCCCUGCGUUCCCGGGAACCUCGUUAGCCCUCCUCCCGGGCCUGGCUCCUCCUCCUCCAGGCGUGGGGCUCGUGCCCGCCACAGCCUGCGCGCACCGCGCCUCGGCUCGCGUCCCCCCACCCCGCCCGCUCCUGCCAACGCUUCCCCUCCUCCUCUUCCUCCUCCUCCGCCCAUCAGCGCCACUACGGACGCCUGUGCCUCCAUCUACUCCUCGCACGGCGGCCGCCGCUCUCCGCGCUCCCCUCCGGCUGCCACCAGCCCAUCGCUCCCCGCUCGCUCGGCCGCUGCAGUCGCUCUCUCUCACUCGCGCUCUCUCUCGCUCUCCCUCAAGUUUCCUAUCUGCUCAGAUCAGGGCACAGGGAGGAAAAUACGCGAUUCUGCUUGCUGUUUCAGAGCGGCAAUGAAGACGAAAUUAAAUACCUACAACGUGCAGUUGCUCCUUCUUGUUUUCUUGGUGUGGGACCCAGCCAGGUUGGUGCUGGCUAACAUCCAAGAAGAUGAGGCUAAAAAUAACAUUACCAUCUUUACAAGAAUUCUAGACAGACUUCUGGAUGGUUACGAUAAUCGGCUUAGACCAGGACUGGGAGACAGUAUUACUGAAGUCUUCACUAACAUCUACGUGACCAGUUUUGGCCCUGUCUCAGAUACAGAUAUGGAAUAUACAAUUGAUGUUUUCUUUCGACAAAAAUGGAAAGAUGAACGGUUAAAAUUUAAAGGUCCUAUGAACAUUCUUCGACUUAACAAUUUAAUGGCUAGCAAAAUCUGGACUCCUGAUACCUUCUUUCACAAUGGGAAGAAAUCUGUCGCUCAUAAUAUGACAAUGCCAAAUAAGCUUCUUCGAAUCCAGGACGAUGGGACUCUGCUGUACACAAUGAGGCUUACAGUUCAAGCUGAAUGUCCAAUGCACUUGGAGGACUUUCCCAUGGACGCUCAUUCAUGUCCUCUGAAAUUUGGCAGCUAUGCCUACACAACCUCAGAGGUCACUUAUAUUUGGACUUAUAAUGCAUCUGAUUCAGUACAAGUUGCUCCUGAUGGCUCCAGGUUAAAUCAGUAUGAUCUGCUGGGCCAAUCAAUUGGAAAAGAAACAAUUAAGUCCAGUACAGGUGAAUAUACCGUAAUGACAGCUCAUUUCCACUUGAAAAGAAAAAUUGGGUAUUUUGUGAUUCAGACAUAUCUGCCUUGCAUCAUGACUGUCAUUCUCUCCCAAGUGUCAUUCUGGCUUAACAGAGAAUCUGUGCCUGCAAGAACUGUGUUCGGAGUAACAACUGUUCUAACAAUGACAACUCUAAGCAUCAGUGCUCGGAAUUCCCUCCCCAAAGUGGCCUAUGCAACUGCCAUGGACUGGUUUAUUGCUGUUUGUUAUGCAUUUGUGUUCUCUGCCCUAAUUGAAUUUGCAACUGUUAACUACUUCACCAAAAGAGGAUGGGCUUGGGAUGGGAAGAGUGUAGUAAAUGACAAGUCCCCUUCAAUAAAAGCUGAAGGCAUUACAUUAACAUACAACUCAGUGAAGGCAAUUCUUCAAGGAGCUAAACUAAUAUGGUCCAAGUAUAUAGCUUUCUCAUGGCCCAAUUUAAUCCAAGGAAAGACUUUAGAGUACUUAGAGAAGUGGAUGGACUGUAUAACCUUCAAACAAUCUUCUAAAAAAGAAAAAGCCUCUGUCAUGAUACAGAACAAUGCUUAUGCGGUGGCUGUUGCCAAUUAUGCCCCGAAUCUUUCAAAAGACCCAGUUCUCUCCACCAUCUCCAAGAGUGCAACCACGCCAGAACCCAAUAAGAAGCCGGAGAACAAGCCAGCGGAAGCCAAGAAAACCUUCAACAGCGUUAGCAAAAUUGACAGAAUGUCUAGAAUAGUUUUCCCAGUUUUGUUUGGUACAUUUAAUUUAGUUUACUGGGCUACGUAUUUAAACAGAGAACCUGUAUUAGGGGUCAGUCCUUGAAUCUGGACACAGGUUAUCUUUGGGAUGUAUAGCAACAUAGAACUUUGUUUUGCUAUGUACAAUCUGACUAAUAACUGCUAAUUUGUGAACCAAUAUGUACAGUAUGUAUAUAGCUAUAUGGCUUACCAGUAGACCUCUAACGGAGACACGCAUUUGCUAACUUGUGGAAUUGCAGGCAGAAAGCACCCCAUACCCAAAGAGCCAUUGCCUUUUUUUAAAGAUUUACCCUUGGAACUCGUUUAAAGUGGCUUUCUCAUGGCCUGGUUUAUUCCCUACUAGUGAUGAAAAUGAGGCUCCUAUACCAUACUUGAUGAACUCUUUUGAUUUAGAUCUUAAAUAUUAGGACUAUUUUCUACUGUAGCCUAACUAUAACGUAAGAUAACACUGUGGUUCCAAGAUGAAUUCUUCUAAAUCACAGAACCUCGUAUCUGCCACAUCUGUUCCCUUCAUGAGUGCUCAGAAACCCUGCUAGUGUAAUUGGAAGCUUAGCACACAUCAGAAGAAAAAA